AGAAGGUCUUUUACAUCCGUUCAAUGAUCUCACUUUAUUGGAAACCGGUGAGCCUCUUUGGGUACCAAAAACUCAGGAAGUUGGUUUCAUGACCGAAGAUAUGCUACGUGAACAAGAGGAGAUAUUUGAAAAAUUGGGCACAUCAGAAGAUGCGACUAAAGUACGAGCUCAAAUGCAAUCGGCGCAUUUGUUGUCUGAUAUGCAGGCUUUCAAAGCAGCAAACCCCCAUGCUAUCUUGGAAGACUUUGUUCGAUGGCAUUCUCCACGUGAUUGGAUACCCGAUAACGAUAAUCCAAACAAGGGAACUCUUAGCCAACGAAUGUUGGAAGAGGGCAAUUUAUGGCAAGAAUUGUGGAAGAGUGCUCAGCGAAUACCUGCGGCACGUCAAAGUCCGCUGUUCAAAUGCUCUCUGGAAGGAGAGAAGGCAUUUCAUUAUUUGGAGCAUUUGUCCGUUAAAGAUUUAUUUAAAAUGCUCUUGCCUACAAUGUUUCUUAUCGCAUAUGACACAUUAGUAUCUCAUCCUGUCACCAAGAAUAUCAAACAAGUAGCUUCUGGCUUGGAAAUGUUGAUGAAGGAACUGACUAAAUUUCCAUGGAAUGAUAUAGGCUCAGAAAAUGUCUCGUGCGAUGGGAUAAUCCAGAUGAUAAGACAAAAUGAAUUAUUAAUUGGUAAAGCAAUUUCACUCUUACGAAAGUUACCUAAACAGUAUUCUCUUGUUGAAAAACUUUUGGAAAUACCAGAAAGUCAAGUUUCCGAUGGGAAAGAGCGUGAAAGCGUAUUCGAAUUGUUUUCUUCUGUUGCCCCACUUAAUGAUUCAUUUCCACCACCAACGACGCGUGAAUUUGUUUUGCAGACAACAUGUCUUAGACCAACACCAGUACCAGCGAGAAU
Messenger RNA from Dentiscutata heterogama, 891 nucleotides. Lineage: Eukaryota; Fungi; Glomeromycota; Glomeromycetes; Diversisporales; Gigasporaceae. The record is from the annotation of a GenBank genome assembly.